AAAAGCGCGCCCUACCCACUGAACAUCAGUGGCAGGGAGUGAAUCUUUUUACAGGCACCAGCACAAAGAAGAAAAGCAUCAGAUAUUCAGCACAUCAGAUAUGAGUCUCCAGGUUUGCGGCUGUUGUGGCUGGUCCAAAGUCACGACCUACCAUGGCCUGAGAACUCACCAGGGGAAGAUGGGAUGCACACCGAAGGGUGUGACGGUGGCAGAGAGUGAACAGCAGUUCAUGUGGGGUCAUGUGGAACUUACAAACAAUCAGAAGGAUAUUGGGCUGGAUGUCUACGCCUCCAUCAAGAGUGAUGCAGGAUACUACUAUUCAGACAUGGACCUCCAGGUUUGUCACUGUGGCUGGUCCAAAGUUACAACCUACCAUGGCUUGAGAACUCACCAGGGGAAGAUGGGAUGCACGCCAAAGAGAAUGAGGAACCCGAAGAAAGAGCAUUACGACUGGAACAAUCAGUGGGAAGAAGCGGAUGAAAGCAAAUAUCAGCCGGCUAAGAGAGAGACUGUCAAGAAGGAGAAUGUGCCACGGUCAUCAAGGACCAACAGCCAUACCGUCUCUGCAGCAAUAACAAGCAGAGUCAAGGUGGAAUACAACUCAUCAUUUUCAACUCCACAACGCUCUUCCCAAAAAGCCACAAAGUCACACAGUCAGCUGCAGGAUUUGUAUACACUUCCACAGGGGAGGAGAUCAGACAGGGAGCCUCCAACACCAGCAUACCCUGAAACAGUGGUGCGACCUAAGAAGAAAGACAGGAGGGAACAAACAUUAUCACAGUAUGAACAGUGGUUACAUGAGGGGAGGAGAUCAGACAGGGAGCCUCCAACACCAGCAUACCCUGAAACAGUGGUGCAACCUAAGAAGAAAGACAGGAGGGACCAAACAUUAUCACAGGUAGCAGAUAGUAAAGCAAGGACAGGGUAUUGGAGCACCAACAGCUAUACUGACCCUCCAACAGCAGCAACAAUCAAGGGAGAGCCUGAAUCACCAAUUCUUCAACGCUCUUCCAAGAAAGCCACAAAAUCAAAGUCAGGCCAUCAGCUGCAGGAUUUCUACACCCUUCCACAGGUGAAUACAUCAGUCAGGGAGCAUCCAAUACCAACAUACCCAGUACCAGUAGAAGAAAGGAAGAAGAAAGAAAGGAGGGAACAAACAUUAUCACAGUAUGAACAGUGGUUACAUGAGGGGAGGAGAUCAGACAGGGAGCCUCCAACACCAGCAUACCCUGAAACAGUGGUGCAACCUAAGAAGAAAGACAGGAGGGACCAAACAUUAUCACAGGUAGCAGAUAGUAAAGCAAGGACAGGGUACUGGAGCACCAACAGCUAUACUGACCCUCCAACAGCAGCAACAAUCAAGGGAGAGCCUGAAUCACCAAUUCUUCAACGCUCUUCCAAGAAAGCCACAAAAUCAAAGUCAGGCCAUCAGCUGCAGGAUUUCUACACCCUUCCACAGGUGAAUACAUCAGUCAGGGAGCAUCCAAUACCAACAUACCCAGUACCAGUAGAAGAAAGGAAGAAGAAAGAAAGGAGGGAACAAACAUUGUCACAGGAAUAUUGGAGCAUCAACAGCCGUAAGGACUCUGCAACAACAGCCACAAUCAAAGAGGAGCCGAAAUCACCAGUUUCACUGCAGUCUUCUCAAGCAGCCAAAAACUCAACGUCAGGCUAUCAGCCGCAUGAUUUCUCCACUGGUGUGCAGGUGACUAAAUUGGGAAAGGAGCGUCCACCUAUUCCACCAAAGCUCUUCAAGGUGAAGAUCAAGGAACUUCCAACAACCACACACCCAGCAACAGUAGUGCGACAUAAGGAACAGUGCAGGGAGGAUCAAACGUUGUCACAGAAUGUGCCAGUAUCCCGGAGCGUCAACUCUGCAACAGCAACCACAAUCAAGGAGAGGCCAAAAUCCCCUUUUUCAACUCCACAACAACCUGUCCAAAGAGUGACAAACUUAAAAGCAGUCCAGCAGCUGCAGGAGUCCUGCACUGGUUUGCAGGUCAAUGGAUCGGGCAGGGGGGUUUCAAGAACUCCUCUGGCCACAGCAGUCCAGCCUAAAGUGAAGGACAGGAAGGACCAAACACCAUCACAGAGUGUCCCCGAUUCAACAAAUUCUGCAGCAGCAGAGGCCACAACUAAGAAGGAUCCCAAAUCAGUGUGUGAGACUGUGCAGCCUGAUUCCUCCACUGGACUGAAGGUGAAGGAACUGGCCCAGAUGUUUUCAGCUGCCACAACCCAGGAAGCAGCAGUCCGACCAAAGAAGAAUCGCAGAGGGGAACAGAAUCUAUCACAGGUGAAGCUAUUAGCCCAGGAACUUUCAGAGGCCACCACAGUCAGGGUAACAGCAGUCCAACCAAAGGGGAAUGGCAAGGAAGAUCCAAAGCUGUCACAGGUACAGAAUGUACCCGAUUCAGAAAGUGCCACCGCCCAGAUGAAUUCUGCUUCUGCAGAAACCACAACUGAGGAGGAUCCUGACAUAUAUUCCGCUGCUGGUAUGAAGGUAAAGGAACUGGCCCAGAUGUUUUCAGCUAUCACAACCAACAAAACAGCAAUCCAACCAAAGGGGAAACACAAGGGGGAACAAAAACUCGCACAGGUGAAGCCAUUAGCCCGGAAAGUUUCAGCUACCACAGCACAGGUAGCAGCAGUCCAGCCAAAGAAUAAAGACAAGGAGGAUCAGCAGGUGAGACCCACCGACAUAAAGCACAAAAUCCAGAUGAGAGAACCAAAGGUGGAUCAAGGCUCCAGAAACUGGAGAAAAUGUCCUCCAUUGAACUGAAAUGGAUUUCCAAGUUUGCAGUGGACAUAAAGCUGGACCCAACCACUGCACACAGAUGCCUUGUUUCUGCUGAUGGGAAGAAAGUGAGUAACGGAGGAGGGAACCAGGAAGCUCCUGGGAGGUUUGGCAACGUCCUGGGACUCAACAGGUUGACUUCUGGGAAGUCGUGCUGGGAGGUUGUUGUGAGCAACAAGACGGGGUGGAAUCUGGGUGUAGCGAGAGGCAAUGCAAACCGCAGGGGGAAACUCUCACUGAACCCAGAUAACGGUUACUGGGUUACUGAGUAUUAUGGCAACAAGUAUGCAGCCUUUACAGCUUCACCAGUUCAGCUUUCCCUGAAAGAGAAACCACAAAAGGUGGGGGUGUUUGUGGACUACGAGGAAGGUCUUGUGUCCUUCUACAAUGUGACGGCUUGAUUGUACAUCUGCUCGUUUACUGAGUGUUCGUUCAACUAUUUCAGUUUGCACCUUAAAGAAAAUGGUGAAAGUGCCGAUCCUCUGAUUAUCUCAACUGUGUAAUCUCAACCAGUAAUUAUGCAUGCUAUCAUGAGUGUGUGUGCAACAUACUCUUGCUAUUUACUUCUUUCAUAUUUUUUAAGGUUAAUGUAGUUUUUGUUGAAGCUGUAUUUUGUAGGGGACACACGAGACACAAAAAUGGUGAAUAUUCAACACAUUCUCACUCCGACCUCGUUGCAUAUUGACGUUUUGGUCAUGGACUUUCCACAUCCACACAAGACGUGAAAGGUACCCUGAGUGUGUUGGUUGACGUUCUGGGACACCGUGUGAAGUUCUCUUCUUUAAAGAUAGACUUCCGUUUUUACAGGAAACUUCACGUUUACAUACAGUCUCUUUACAGAUAAACACACUUGUACAACACCACAUCGGUACAACACCACACAUUGGAUUUUUUUCCUGUAACAACUAAUGCGCACGGUUAGGUUUAGGCAACAAGAACACGUGGUUCGGUUUAGGCACCAAGAACACGAGGUUAGGUUUAGGCAACAAGAACCUGUGGUUAGGUUUAGACAACAAGAACACAUGGUUAGGUUUAAGCAACAAGAAUACGUGGUUAGGUUUAAGCAACAAGAAUAUGUGGUUAGGUUUAAGCAACAAAAAUCCGUGGUUAGGUUUGAGCAACAAGCACACGCGGUUAGGUUUAGACAACAAGAACACGUGGUUAGGUUUAGGCAACAAAAAUCCGUGGUUAGGUUUGAGCAACAAGCACACGCGGUUAGGUUUAGACAACAAGAACACGUGGUUAGGUUUAAGCAACAAAAAUCCGUGGUUAGGUUUGAGCAACAAGCACACGCGGUUAGGUUUAGACAACAAGAACACGUGGUUAGGUUUAGGCAACAAAAACAAAAACUUUCUUCCUUGUCCAGGUGCGUUUCCCCUGACACUGCCGGGCGCAAGUCACUGCCCAAAUGCUGGAUUGCGACGACUUCUGAGUGAGACCAGGCUCGAAUACCAGAUCAGCACAGUUCCAGAUAUGUGUCUCAAAGCCUCUAGUACGGUUCAAGAUCCAAAACAACUGGAUCCUCCAUUACCUUUUAAGUUUAAGUUUAUUCACUUUAUUAAUCCCCCUGAGGGGAAAUUCAAUGUUUUCACUCUUGCUUGUCAAUUACACACAGGUCUGAAAGGUCUUCAGGUCUUUAAUGCAACUGACUUUGGGUCUUUUGUUAGGCCCGACUUAAACAAUGUCAGAAGGGUCAUUUUUAUUUUUGGAACACUCCCUUCAGAGUCAUUUAAGAUAUGGGACUCCCUUAAAUUUUGGUAUUUCACCUGGACGGACGUAGUUUUGCAUGACAAGCACACGUUGAGUGCAUGUUCACACUUUAUUUGAUAACCUGUAAGAAUUCAAAGUAAUGAGACGUAAGUCAGUAUCACAGUGUGGGCUAGUUUUAUUUCCAAACCAAAAUUAUGAGUAGUCAGACUAGACUGAAUAAUACACAAACAACAUGAGUAGGUUUAUUUGCAUGUCAAAUCAGAAGGCACACAGUAUUUGUAUAUUUGGUCUCACACCUCGGUACAUGGAAAUUAUUGGUCUGCCUUGGCUGGUUUGGGCUUCUUUUUAGAAACAUUACAUUUUUAUCGGAAUACACACACCCCAUCUGAGCAGACUUUGUUAGAAAUAAUUUAGUCCGUCUAAAUGUCAAUAUAUUGUAACACUAUUUAGUUGUACAUAGUUUUCAGCGUAACGUCAUGGUUUAUUUUCGGCCUUAUCAGCAGUCAGGUUAAAGUCACAUGAAAAUCUGCAGAGGUCAGACAUUAGUCAUGGUUGCAGCUGUGUCAGCAGUACAAGGAGCAAAAAUUGAAGUCUUUUUGGAAGGGUUACAGCAAACAUUAAGUUAAUGAACAACUUUGUAAGUUAUGCUUUUGUCAAGCUUAUCUGAGAAGGGAUGAGACGACUCAUCGCGUAUCAGGCACGCAAUACUUUGUGUACACAGGAGGUCAUGCAGUGAGGCACUGUCCCCGGGUCAAAUGCCAAGUUUUUAGGAAAGUCCAGAGAAGAUAAACAUUAUCAGUGUUCAGUUUUAGUGGUUUUGAUUAAUGGUAAAUAAACUGAACUGAAUGUGGUUUUGCUUAAUGUCAUGUAAGACAGCUCGAGUUCACUUUUAUUUUUCUAUGUACCUGUUUAAAAAGAUAAUUUUGUACGAAUUCAAGUUCUGUAUCAGCAAGUUGUUUCUGUUUUUAUAAGAAACUUUAUUUGCUACUG
Messenger RNA from Epinephelus fuscoguttatus (brown-marbled grouper), 5494 nucleotides. RefSeq lists its product as uncharacterized. The record is from RefSeq and is a predicted model, not a curated record. Lineage: Eukaryota; Metazoa; Chordata; Actinopteri; Perciformes; Serranidae. The coding region runs from base 101 to 2779 and encodes 892 amino acids. The transcript has 31 exons.